This is a messenger RNA of Drosophila kikkawai, 4918 nucleotides long. RefSeq names its product prominin-like (gene promL). Lineage: Eukaryota; Metazoa; Arthropoda; Insecta; Diptera; Drosophilidae. The record is from RefSeq and is a predicted model, not a curated record. Gene Ontology annotation, cellular component: membrane.
UUCAGCUGGUCAACCUGCGGUCACACUGCACAGAACUCUUUGAAAUGUGAAAUUUUCGGUCGGAUGAAAUCUGGUGGAAAAAUAUAAAGCAGCAGCAGCAGCAGCAUCUGUGCCUGUUCUGGAAUAGCACGGCUAAUUGGAUUUGGUGGCACUGCAUCAUCUCCAGAAGGAAUUCAGAGGCAAAAGAAGACCACCAGGAGGAGGAGGAACAGCACCCAAACCCAAGCCAGCUUAAUUGGCUUAGGCGACGGUUGUUGUUGUUGUCGGCCCUCACUGUCAAUGUUGGACAAGGUAGUGUGAAAUGGGUGUGAAUUUCUACACCAAAAGGAUCAAGAAUACAAGCAGCUUCAAGUGUUAGAAAAUUUUAAGGGGACAGUCCUGCAGACCGGAGAUUUCUCCUGUUCCUCCCCCAUCCCCCCAAAAGAUGAAUUCCACAAUGGAAUCUCCAACCACAAAGCCGAUGCGUUCCAAAAAGCGACGACUGCGUCGAAGGCGCCAGAUCGCCUAUUUGGCCAUAUGUGGUAUAAGUGUGGCCAUUUUUGCCAUUGCACUGGCCACGCUCAUUAAGCCAGCUGCCGGUCAAGAUGAUGCUCCACCUGAGGAGGGUUCACCACCAGACGAAGGAGCGGGUUCACCACCAGAUGAAGGAACGGGUGCAGCAGGUGGUGAACCACCAGCAGAUGGAGCACCGGCUGAUGCACCAGGAACUUCAGGGCAGGGUGACUCAAACAAACCGCCGUCGUCUCUUAAUGGACCGUGGCGUGAAGGUUACUCGGGCGAUGGCACCACCCACGAACAGAUUGGUCAACCUCAUUGGGCGCCCGUAGAGUACACACCUUACCGGCCAACGACGAACUAUUCCGAAGAUCCGCCACAGCCCACAUCGGCCAUGAACCCCAUCUAUAACUUUACGCACUUUAUAUUCGACAAGGUGCUGUACACCAAUAGUAGCUUUCCGCCAGGAUAUAUUACGAUAAAGGAUGGGAACACGCUGCAACUGGGACCGAAAGUAAUAACCAAUGAUUGGCGGGAUCUGUUGGCUCAUUAUUGGUUGGUUUUCAUUUGGAUUCUCCUACUGCUGAUACUGAUCAUUAUCGUACCGUUUAUUGCAGUUUGCUAUUGCUGUUUCUGUUGUUGCAAACGCUGUCGCCAGGGCUGUCCGCCUUGCACCAGCAAACAGGAUGCCCAAAGGCGCUUCUGCUGCGGCAUAUGUCUCCUGCUCCUUAUGAUUGGACUGAUCUUUGGCAUCAUCAUUGCCUUUGUUACCAACAAAAUGCUGGAUGACGGUUUCAAUGAGACCGACAAUACAAUGAAACGCGGCGGCGAGGAUACCUGCACCUAUCUGAAGGAUGUGUCCGCUCAUGUCAACCAUUUGAUGGUAUACAACUACGAGGAACUCGAGACCCAUGUUUCCGAUCAGCUAACACAUGCCCCAAAUCACAUAUUUUUGGAUUUAACCGACACAUCACAGAGUUCUUCAUUGGCCGAGCUGGAACGGGUACUGGAUAACAUGCCAGAGGCCCUAAUUCUAAUGAAGCAGGUUGAGAAGAUGCAAAAGGAUCUGCUCUUCUUUGGCUCACAGUUGAGAGACGGCGUCCGCGGCAUGAAACGUGAUAUCAACUUUGCCGUGGCCAAUCUCUGUCAGGUGCAGAUAUGCCAGAAGUUCCUCGUCAGCAGCGAUAUCGAGCGUAUUGAUGCCUCGCCGUGUCUGCACUUUGAUGGGCUACCCAAUACCGGAGAAUAUAUUGCUGGCAUGCAGAAGGUCAUUGACACGGAUUAUAGCGCGAUAGCCAAGAGAGGCCUCGUUCGUUUGAGCGAGAUCAAGGGAAUGAUUGAGAAGCAAAUGGCAUUUAUGGUGCCGCCCAUUAUGCGUGAUCUUAGCAAGGGCAAGGCUGUCUUUCAGCAGCAGGCCACCACUGUUCGCAAUGUUGUCGACGCCGUGCUGAGUGAUAUACAUCAGAAGACAGCGAGUUCGGCCAAGUCCUUUGAUGAUGUUUACACGAGAUUUGGCCCGGAUCGCAGCCUAAUUAGCCUGCUUGUUGUGUUGAUCAUUUUUCUGAUUUUGUUCAUAUUGGUUUGGGCUUUGCUUUGCGGCUGCUUUGGACGACGACGCAGUGGUUAUGGCGACGAGUGCUGCAGCAAGUCCACCGGCGCCACUUGCCUCCUAAUAGCCAUCAUGAUCAUAUUCUGCGUUUUUUCAUUCAUUUGCCUCGUUGGUCUGUUUUACUUUGUUAUUGGAAUGGUGACCUAUCAGGGCGCCUGUGCCCCAUUGCGGGAUCUCCAGAGCAACUCGAUAUUCCGGCAGCUGGAUGCUGCCAUUGAUGUGAAUCGCUAUUUGCCGGCUAUGGCAAAAGCAAAUUCCGAUGGUGACACGCCGCCAAUGAAAAUGUCGAGUGCUUUGAGUUCGUGCAACGCCAACGAGACUGUGUUUGCGAUGAUGCGAAAGCAUAACAUCUACGAUGUCAGCGAAAUGACGCGCCACAAGGUGAUUUCCCAGGAUAAAAGUACGGCUCGCAUCUUCGACGAAGAUCUGUCGCAAGUGAAACUGCUUGAAACGCAGGAUCGUGAUAAGCUGAACCAAUUGGCCGACAACAAGCUGGGCGAGUAUCAUAGCUCCCUGUACACGCCCAGUCUGUGCACCAAAUUCACUCCUAUGAACCUCAUUGCUCUCUCCGAGCAGCUGUCGACCCUUUCCAAUGAUCUCGAGUAUCCUGCCUAUGGUUGGGCGAAGGUCUCGUUUUGGAAUGAGGGCCUCAACGCUAAGGCUUUCCACCGCAACUUUGUGCCGAAGUUGACCAAUCUUGUGGACAAGAUGAAGGCCAAUUUAAAGAAGAUCGACGAGUUGAUUGCGUACAACAAUCAUGACUUUGGCACCUCCAUCAAGAUGCUCACUGCGACGGUUGUCACCUCCGAGCAAUUUAUACAGACGCGCGGCAAGGACUACAUCAAUACGCUGGGCUCUAGUCUGACGUGGAGUAUCGAGGAGGAAAUAGAUAACUAUGUACGAAUGGUCACGCGGGAGGCUGAAGAGAAUGUGGGACACUGCGCGCCACUGGGUUAUAUUUACCGGCGUGGCGUUGAUCUGAUCUGUCACCGUUUGGUUGAUCCAAUUAAUGGCUACUGGGUGGGCAUCUUGCUCUGCGCUCUUCUCUUCCUACCCAUCCUCUAUGUGGCCCAUCGCCUGAUGUGCCUAUACAAGAAGAUCUAUCCGUAUCUAGCUACCGUGGGAGUUCCCGUCGAGGGCGGCAGCGACUAUCUUUACGACGCUUAUAGUGAGCGUGAGCGUGAGCAUGUUCCAUUGGCAAAUGUACCCAAGAAGCGACGCAAGGCCUAUGAGCGGCGGCAUCGGGAGCAGCAGGAAUACUAUGAGGACGCUUCGCCCAGUGUGUCGCGGGGAAAUCGCUCUGGUGGUGACCGCGGCGGCGGCGGAGGUGGCGGAAGCGGCGAUGGCGCUCCAGGUAGUAGCAGCAUGCGCUACAACGACAUGGCACCAACGCACUGGGAUCACGAGCCGCCGCGCUACCACAAUCCGCCAGCAGCGCCGCCAUCCUCGGAGUACGAGCGUCCGCCACCCUACUAUUACCCCGGGGCAUCCGAGCAGGACUAGAGAGUAAAGGAAUGAGUUGAGAGGUGGCAACAUGGAUGACGAUUAUGAUUUGAACCCAAACCCUCACCUAUCCCCCUUACACUGAGACUGUACUUUUAGUUAAAAAGCGUAAACAAAAGCAUAACUGAAAUUAUAUAAUUUAAUUAAGUAGUACUGUAGCAUCACAAAUGUGUUAUAUAUAAAUAUUUGCCAUUGACCUACAGAGGGUAAUGAUAAGUGCGAAACUCUGAAGUUCUCUCAAAUAUCAUUUCAUAAUUUUGUAUGUACUUUGAAAAUGUUGCCAAAAGACGACGACGAUGAUGACGACGAGCACUUAGACGUGGACAGAAUCAAUAGAUGAACGCAUUAAAUGGUAAAGAGAUGCAAAGACGACCAUCUAUGUAGAGAAGGUCGAGCGGCACAGGCGUCGGAUCUGAUGAGUCAACCUUGAAGGAUUUGGGCAUUCGCCGGGCCGCACGGCUGCUGAAGCUUUAAGGAAUCUCAUAAUUUUAUUAUGCACGACGAGGAAAAAAAGAAAGCAAAUAUCUAGCAAGCAAGCAAAACUACAUAAAUAACCGAUCAAAAAAGAACACUCCAUGGAAUCUGUAGAACUUCCAGCAAAUCAAAACCGACGAAAAAUGGAAAAGCAAAACAAGAAAGAAAAAAAUAUUUGAUCAAUACCAAAACUGCCAUUUUAAUUUAGAAAAAGAGUGCAGUACCGAGGAGUUGAGAGUUAUUCAAUGCAUUUAAUGUAUUAAUUUUAGAAAGAAAAUUGAAAACAUAAAAACAUAAAAAAAACCAACACGCAACUCUCAUUGAUACCAAUUCAAAUGCAAACAAAUAAACUGGAAAAUAAUACGGAUACCAGCAAGUAUCCUUAACACGUUGUCAUAGUUUAGUAAGUGAAAACCAAAAGCAUGAGAUACAAAAUCUAAGAAAGCAACCCCGUAAGCAUUUAAACGUUUCCCCAAUUGUAUUGUCUAGGACCUAAGGCAACCUAAACCAUACAGGAGCAUAUUGUACGGAUUACACACAAAAAUUACAUACAUUUUAGUAUUAUUAUUAUUAUUAUAAAUAAGCGUGUAUGUUGUAUUUUACGUACAUUAAAUGAUUUCCGCUUAAGUCUAAAAUAAAGUCAACUAACCAAUGUAUCAAUAUAUUGCCCCGUGCAAGUAAAGAAAUUAUCACCUAAGAUCCUCAAGAAGAAAACACACAAGAAAACCAAAAACUGAAAACCCAAGCCAGUUGCCAGUCAAUCAUCGGGCUCCGUUGAUGGUUGUCUCUGUUGUUUGCAAACAUUUAUGUCAAUAAACUUCAAGUGGUUUUAUGUAA